Bursaphelenchus okinawaensis is the source of this 3152-nucleotide messenger RNA. The record is from the annotation of a GenBank genome assembly. NCBI's taxonomy places the organism in Eukaryota, Metazoa, Nematoda, Chromadorea, Rhabditida, Aphelenchoididae.
AUGCUUUACACUUUAUUUUUUAAUUUUUUGUUAUUCCUUACUCUUGUUGUAUCCAUUGCUGUUGGGCAUGACGAAAGAACUGUGUUUCAUAAACGACAACUUCGAAGUGUAACUGACAUUCCUGGUGAAGGGCGACUAGUGUUUGUGCAUGCUGUAGGUCGUUUUUAAAGCCGUUUUUGUAAUUUUUUAUGUUUUAUGUUUUUAUAAAAAAGAUUGACGAUAUUUUUAUUAAUGAUGUUAUACAGGGUGAGCAAAAAGUUCUGUUACACGGUUUUUUAAUCAAGUAAAGUUUCGUAACAGAACUUUCUGCCCACCCCGUAUAACAGGGUAAGAGUAUUGUAUGGUAUGUUAGGGUAGAGUAGGAUAGGGUAGAUUAUGGUAUAUUUUUAGACGUUUUUGUAUUGACAUGGCCAUUCAGCUCGGCCUCAGUACUUGUCUUACUUCAAAUAUUUUAGUUAUGGCGUCACGGAGACAGAAUGCCAGAUAUCGGGUUGCCAGCUGACAAAAAUGUGUGGCCUUGGCCGAUUGGAGAGCUUACUAUAGUAAGUCUAUUUGUAUUAGACUUCUGUUUCUUGGUUUAUAUUUUAUAUUUUUAUGUUUUUAAAGUUUUCUUUUUAAUUUUUGUUUUCAGAAUGGCAUGAAAGACCAAUUCUUAUUGGGAGAAAAGCUAAGAAAACGUUAUAUUGAAGCCGAAAAGUCCUUGAAUCCACGUUUUGACACUUCUGAAGUGAGUUUCAAAUUUUUUAAUAAUAUUUUUAAUUUUUUCCAAAAAUUUUGAAAAAAAACAUUUUUUUUUAAUUUUUAAAAUUUUUAUAAAAGGGUAACGAAAACCGUAUUUUACAAAAAAGUUUUUAAAUUCCAGAUUUUCAUUCGAAGUUCAGACAAAAAUCGAACUUUAGUCAGUGCAUCCUCAACCAUGUUAGGAAUGUACAGUAAAAACGCAGUGAAAGGGGAAGACUACCCUGAUGUGCCUGGAUGGCCAAGCAAUUAUGUGGCAGUGCCAAUACAUACACAAGAGUAUUCUACUGACUACGUAAGUAAGCCUUAGCGCAGAGCCCUAGCUCAGAGCCCUAGCCCAGUGCCCUAGCCCAGAGCCCUAACCCAGAGCCCUAGCCCAGAGCCUUAGCCCAGAGCCCUAGCCCAGAGCCUUAGCCCAGAGCCCUAGCCCAGAGCCUUAGCCCAGAAACCUAGCCUAGAGCCCUAGCUCAGAGCCCCAGCCCAGAGCUCUAGCUCAGAGCCCUAGACCAGAGCCCCAACCCAGAGCCCCAGCCCAGAGCCCUAGCCCAGAUCUCUAUAACAAUCUUAGUCUUCGAUAGAGCCUUAGUUGGGUUAGUUUAAGCCUAAGCCAUAGCCCUUAUUUUUCAAAAAAAAACUUUUUUCUUAAAUUACCACGCCCAAAAAAGUCUAAUUUUUAACCUUUUGAAUUUCCAGGUAGCCAAUGUAAAUCGAAAAUGCCCAAGACUACGCGAAUUACUAAACUAUAUUUACAAUACAUGCCCUGAAGGCGUAAAAACUCAAGAAGAAAAUAAGGAUUUGUUUAAAAGACUGACAGAGUUGGCUGGUACAAAGAUCAGUAUACAAAACCUGUGGAUGGUUCACGAUUAUGCUAUGGUUUGCCGGGUAUGUCAUACUACUCCACUUUGCCUUUGCCUUUUUACCUUACCUUACCUUACCUUACCUUACCUUACCUUACCUUACCUUACCUUACCUUACCUUACCUUACCUUACCUUACCUUACCUUACCUUACCUUACACUACUCUACAGUAACCUAUAUACUUUAUCAUUCCUUACUUUUAAUGCCACUUCUUUCCAGACUUACAACAAGACAUUUGAAGGCAUGAACGAAACUUUAUUUCAUCGUAUAGAAGUCCUAGAUGAUUAUAUAGACCAUCUACAAUUUGGAAUUGGAGUACCACCUCAUAAUGGUCUGAAUAUUCAAUUAGAAAUGGCACGGCUGAGAGGUGGACCAAUGAUAACUGAUAUGAUAAACAGAAUGGAAAUGAAAAUGAAAUGUGAUAAAAUGAAAGAAAAUGAUGACAAAGGUGAUAAAGAAUGUCAACAGAUGAAGAAGUUGAAGUUUUAUGGUUACUCUGCGGUAAGUUGACUUUUUAAAUUGUUGGAAAGAAAGUUUUUGCAUUGUUUGUUUUUUAAAGAAAGUUUUUGCUAUUUUUUGUUUUGUAAAGAAAGUUCUUGCCAUUUUUUGAUUUGUAAAGAAAGUUCUUGUUCUUUUUGUUUUGUAAAGAAAGUUCUUGCCAUUUUUUGACUUGUAAAGAAAGUUCUUGUUUUUUUUUGUUUUGUAAAGAACGUUCUUGUCAUUUUCAGCAUGACAUGACGAUAUCAGCACUAUUUUCUGUGUUUGGCUUUCCUAGUCCAAACUACCAAUCCAAGAACCUUCCACGAUAUUCUACGGCUGUUACUUUGGAACUUCGAGAAAUCAAUAGGGAAUAUGUUAUUAGGGUAAGUUGUGUAAUGUCUUACAGUACGAGGGCUCUGGGCUAGAGGUCUGGGUUAGGGUUCUGUGGCUUAGAAUUGGUGACUGAUUGUAAGCUGUAACAUAAAGCUCUAAUCUAAGGCUCAGGCUAGAGAUCAGGGUGAACUACAGACUACUCUUCAAGCUACAGUUCAGACUACGGCUGAGGCUCUGGGCUAGGGCUCUGGGCUAGGGCUCUGGGCUAGGGCUCUGGGCUAGAGCUCUGGGACAGGUCUUUAGGUUAGGCUCUGGGAUAAGGUUCUGGGCUAGGGCUUUGGGCUAGGGCUCUGGGCUAGGGCUCUGGGCUGGGGCUCUGGGCUAGGGCUUUGGGCUAGGACUAGCGCUCUAGGCUAAGGCUGCUUUUUUACAUACUGAAUUUAUAUAAUUAGUACUAUAUAGUACCAAAAAUUCAAUUAAAAAAAAUAUUUUUAGCUUUUGUUCUGGCCGCCGAUUGAUGACACAUAUCAAGACAUAACGCCAGAAAUCCAAAAUUGUGGUCCUAUUUGUACAUAUGGUACUUUUCGCCAUUUGGCUGAGAAUUUUAUGGUGGAAGACGCUCAGAAAAUGUGUGAAACACCUUUGUUUUACCAUAGUAAUGACAAUAAAACUGUCAAAGGUGGCAGUUAUGUCCUUAUUAAUAUAGUUUUACUAGUUUUCCUGGCAUUAUUAGCUUUGUAUUGA